Camellia sinensis is the source of this 1242-nucleotide messenger RNA. Lineage: Eukaryota; Viridiplantae; Streptophyta; Magnoliopsida; Ericales; Theaceae. The record is from RefSeq and is a predicted model, not a curated record.
AUGGUAUUUAUGAAGAGGAAGCAUGAGGAGCUCGAGAUCAAGAAAAGUGCCUAUGGCGAUGGAAACAGGUGGUUCAGAGGGUCCAUCAUCGGAAAAUCAAGCAGCGGACCUGUUUAUUUGGCGACUUUGAAGAAACCCAAGUGGAGACUCACCCACUUGCCUGUACUAAUGGCGGUCAAGUCCGCUGAGGUUUCUGAUUCGGCUUUGCUUCAGAGGGAAUCACUUGUUCUUAGGAACUUCCAUGCCUGUCCCUACAUCUAUCGUUGCUUUGGGGAAGAGGUUUUCACCAGUGAUCGCAAUCAGAUGGUAUAUAACCUUCUGUUGGAGUAUGGUUCUGGCGGAACCCUAGCUGAUGUGAUCAAGAAAACUGGUGGCAACGGAUUGCCUGAAUCUGAUGUUAGGCGCUACACAAGGUAUAUUCUUGAAGGUCUUGAUUGUGUUCAUAGCGCUGGUUAUGUUCACCGUGCUCUAAAGCCUGAGAAUAUCAUCAUUGUUCCGAUCAUUACUAGUACUGGCACUGAAUAUAUCGCAAAGAUUGGUGAUUUGGGGUUGGCAAAGAAAUCAAAGCAAGCGAGGAAGAUAUUGACAAUGCCAUAUAAACUGAGAGGAAGUCUCCAGUAUUCGUCACCGGAGACAAUGGUUGAUAAAGGGCUACAACAAGAGCCUCCCUCUGAUGUUUGGGCCCUUGGGUUGAUUGUGUUUGAGAUGUUAACUGGGAAGUCAGUGUGGGAUGGGAAACAAGAUUCAGAAGUUGAGGACAUUCUCUCUGAGAUUGGUAAAGGGCAUGGAGUGCUCAAACUACCCGGUAAGACUGAGGUAUCAGAGGAGGCAAUGGACUUUUUGAAGGGUUGUUUGGCUGGGAAAGCUAUGGAUAGAUUGACUGCUCAUAUGCUCUUGGAUCUCCCUUUUGUGGCCGGAUUGGACUACGCGGCUGAUGAUGAACUCAGUUCAUACGCCUUCCCAGAUUAUUGGAACUAUAGGGUGAUCAAAAAACCAAAGGUGGAUGGAGAGGCAGUUAGGGUUUGCUCGUCCUUGUCAUAUGAUGCAGUAGAUGACGCUGGACUCAGUUCUUCUUUCUUUUCGGAUCAUUGGAGCAACAUGCCAUUGGAGGCUGAGGAAUUGGAGGAAAUUGCAGAGCCUGGGAGCGUUUAUUUGACAUUGAUCAAUGAUAUAGCCAUCUUGAACUCACCUGGUAAGUUUAACACUAAAGACAUGUCACAUCAAUGGAAUUUUCAUCCCUGA